CAACCGCGAGUGGGAAAGGUUUACACGGCCGCGCACGCACCCAACCUCCCCAUUCCCGGUCCUCCAAGCGAGCGGAGGAGGGCAUGGGCCGUGCCGGUCGCGCCCACUUCCCCCUCCUCCUCCACUCCCACUCCCCAACGGCCGCCGCCUUAUUACCCGGCCGCCCCGCCUCCUCCCCCACCCCCCAGCUACUUAGCUAGUCCGCUGCUCUUCCGGUUAAAUCGUGCUCCCCAACCACCGGCAUCUCCCAAGAGCGCAGCUUCCAUGGCUUCUCAGUUGCGUCUGCUCGGCACCCCGACCUCCAUCGCCUUCCUCAUCCUCUCCUUCUUCCAAGGGUCGGUGUGCGGCAUCACGUUCACGUUCACCAACCGGUGCGGGGACACGGUGUGGCCGGGGUUGCUGUCGGGCUCCGGCACGCCGCCUCUGGAGAGCACCGGCUUCGCGCUCUCGCCGGGGCAAUCGCGCUCGCUGUACGCGCCCCAGGGGUGGUCGGGCCGCUUCUGGGGCCGGUCGGGCUGCGACUUCGACUCCUCCGGGAAGGGCUCCUGCUCCACGGGGGACUGCGGCUCCGGCGAGGUGGAGUGCCGCGGCGCGGGGGCGUCCCCGCCCGCCACGCUCGCUGAGUUCACCCUCGACGGCGCCGGCGGGAAGGACUUCUAUGACGUCAGCCUCGUCGACGGCUACAACCUGCCCAUGCUGGUCCAGGCGGCCGCGCCGGAUUGCCCCGACACGGGGUGCCUCAACGACCUCAACGAGCGCUGCCCCGACGAGCUCCGCGCCGACGACGGACGCGCGUGCCGCAGCGCGUGCGAGGCGUUCGGCAGCCCCGAGUACUGCUGCAACGGCGCCUACGGCAACCCCGAUACCUGCCACCCCUCCCAGUACUCGCAGCUCUUCAAGUCGGCGUGCCCCAAGUCCUACAGCUAUGCCUACGACGACGCCACCUCCACCUUCACCUGCAACCACACCGACUACACCAUCACCUUCUGCCCCAAAUCCACUCCAUUCAGCGGGAAAUCCAACAAGAACUCGUCACGGAGGCCAAGCCACGAGCAGCUGGAAGACGAAGUGUGGCUUGCGUCCUUGAAGGCCAGCGACGCUGGUGCGAUGAAAGCAACACCAUGGUUGGCAUCAGUUGCCCUCCAAUUUGCCCUGACAGUUGCAGUGGUGGUCAUGCUUGUUGGAGUGGAUCAUCCUCUCUUUAGCCUGCUAUGAUUUGGCAAGGUUGUGGCUCCCGAUCCAUAGGAGCGAUUCCAAGUUGUUUUCAGACCGAAAGAGGAUUAGAGCAAUAGGGAGGAGAAAUGGAGAGAUAAUAUUGUGUAGGCCUUUUUGUUUGUGGAUAGGGGUUAGAGAUUAUGAGACGUUUACAUGUUGGCAAUUGCAGUUCCAGGAAUGCAUUGCAUUGGUUCA
Molecule: messenger RNA, 1410 nt
Organism: Phragmites australis (common reed)
Lineage: Eukaryota; Viridiplantae; Streptophyta; Magnoliopsida; Poales; Poaceae
Product: thaumatin-like protein 1
Exons: 3
Coding region: 265-1215 (316 amino acids)
Biological process (GO): defense response
Cellular component (GO): extracellular region
Source: RefSeq, a predicted model, not a curated record